ACCUUCGUAAAAUAUGCAGUUCUGCAUUGCGUGGCUGCACAGUCCUUCACAGAAGUCCCACCCUCUUUCUACAGGAAUCGGCACAAGACCGAGUAGGCUACUCGUGUAUUUUAUUGUAAAAAAAAAAAUACGGGCUCGAUGAAAGUGGCGCACGCUUUCUGUUUAGGAGUAUUUUAAGGUUAUGUAGUAGAUGAAAGACGGAAGCUAUCCCGACACAGUUAAGAGACUGGAUCGCGUCUACAGUCCACAACCUAGUAUAGUGUUCAACCUUUAUUUAUUAAUUUAUUUAUUUAUUUUACCGUCUGGGCCUGUGUUUUUAUGAUUUCAAUUAAACUGUGAAAAUGUACCAGAUAGUUAGGAAACUUGUAUUUACCGAUUCACAAUGUUGGGAUGCCGAGAGCAAGAGGUCGUACGAGGAUCUUUUUGAGAAGCUGGAUACCAACAAAGAUGGAAAAGUGGACGUUGCUGAACUGAGAGCGGGCCUAAAAGCAAUGGGAAUAUCGUUUCGCAAAGGUGCAGCGCAGAAAAUAGUGACAUCAUGGGACAAAAAUAAAGAUGGCAGCCUUGACUUUCAAGAGUUCUCGAGGUAUCUGAAAGAACACGAGAAGAAGCUGCGGCUGACAUUCAAGAGUCUCGACAAAAACAAUGAUGGUCGUAUUGAUUCUUCAGAAAUCCAGCAGUCCCUGGCAGAGCUUGGGAUGGACAUUACCAAGGAGGAUGCUCGGAAGAUCUUGAAAAGCAUCGACGUGGAUGGCACCAUGACAGUGGAUUGGAACGAGUGGCGUGAGCACUUCCUGUUCAACCCGGCCACCAAUAUCCAGGAGAUCAUCCGCUACUGGAAGCACUCCACGGUCCUGGACAUCGGGGACAGCUUGGCCAUCCCUGAUGAGUUUACAGAGGAGGAGAAGACCACUGACUUUUGGUGGAAGCAGCUAAUGGCUGGCGCCAUGGCGGGGGCAGUCUCACGCACAGGCACUGCCCCCUUGGACAGGAUGAAAGUGUUCAUGCAGGUUCACUCUUCUAAAUCCAACAAUAUCAGCUUGGUAGGGGGCUUCAGGCAGAUGAUCAGGGAAGGAGGCUUGAGGUCACUGUGGCGGGGGAACGGAGUCAACGUCCUGAAGAUAGCGCCUGAGACCGCCAUCAAGUUCAUGGCCUAUGAGAAGUAUAAGAAGUACUUGGCGUCAGAAGACGGGACUGUCCAGACCCAUCAGAGGUUUAUAGCAGGUUCUCUGGCUGGGGCCACAGCGCAGACUGCCAUCUAUCCCAUGGAGGUAAUGAAGACCAGACUAACUCUUCGGAAGACAGGCCAGUAUUCUGGAAUGUUGGACUGCGGCAAGAAGAUUCUAAAGAAGGAGGGGCUUAAGGCCUUUUAUAAAGGCUAUAUCCCCAAUAUCAUAGGAAUUAUUCCCUAUGCGGGAAUCGACCUGGCAGUUUAUGAGAGCCUGAAGAAUGCCUGGUUAUCACGGUAUGCCAAAGACACUGCCGACCCUGGCAUCUUUGUCCUGCUCGGCUGUGGGACUAUAUCAAGCACCUGCGGGCAACUGGCGAGUUACCCUCUCGCCCUGAUCAGAACCCGCAUGCAGGCACAAGCAACCGUGGAGAGGUUUGAGCAGUUGACCAUGAGCCAGCUGGUCACAAACAUUGUGACCAAAGAAGGGUUUUUUGGACUGUACCGAGGAAUUCUCCCAAAUUUCAUGAAGGUCAUCCCUGCCGUCAGCAUCAGCUAUGUGGUGUAUGAGUACAUGAAAACGGGUCUCGGAAUCUCCAAGUAGGAGCCCCAACCUUUUACAGUCUCGGUUAAAACCUUCCCUCCCCCCCUCACCUUAACAGCCUCCCGUGCCAGACAAUGCAAGCUGCAUAAGUGGACAUUCUGAAACACAAAGGUCAAAACAUGUGUCUGCUCUAAUGCCUGCAUGUGAGGGCCAAGACGUUCAACAUUCAAUCGAGGUGCUUCACAGUCCUGGGAUGUAAAUAUUUUAAGGUGUUUACCAUGCCCAGAAUUUAUCUCCUGUGUGGAGCUUAGUCAGCUUUGUCACAGCAAUUUAAAAAACUGAGGCAUUCUGAAACCAGUGUCAUUUGCUAAAUUUUGCAUUUUACAUUUGAACCAUAUGCUAAGUAGAAAAUGUGCCUUAUGCUCUGUUUAUAUUUGUUUUGUUUUUUUGCCAAUUAUGUUUUACAGUUAUGCUUUGGAGUUGGAUUUCUUCUUUUUUCCCCAAAAGACUGUCAAUUGACUACUGUUUAUGUGACAGAUUAGGUUGAUUUCGUAUGCUUGUGGUUUGAAUUGUAAUAAGGUGCAUAAGACUGUUCUUAAAGGGUUUCUGCUCCGGUUCCACAAGGAUCAGUAGCAGUAAUCUGGCAUGUCUGAUGACUGCCUCUUUAUUGAGGGCCUGUGUUUGGUCUUUAACUUUAAGCUGUGUUCAGUCUGACCACAUUGGUCUACCAUUUUCAUAAUUUUUUUCUUAUUUUCUACUCAGCAUCUGUUAUUCACAUUGAAAGCGACAACCUUGAGUGAAAACUAAUGCUUGCUUAGAAUUUUUACUGAAUGUUAUGGGCACGGUGCAUUGUGGUGAGGUUAAAGAGCGGCGUAAGCCAUCCUCAAGUUGUGGACGAAAUGUAAAUCUUGAGCUUUCAGGUGGUCUAUCCCACGAGCCACAUGGGGUAGACACACCAAAAGAAGUAGUUGCUCACUGGACACUCUCUAUACGGAAGUUCUAGUCUCUACCCUCUUGUAUUGACAGAUGCCAUUACAAUUGCAAUUGGUUAUUUAAAAUGAGAAAGCAAAGAGUCAUCAGCAGGGAUUUUUAAAAGCAAAUGUUCAGGUCUGUGACGUAACAAGCGAGCUUCCAAAAGUCUUUAGACAAUGCCUCUGUACCUCUACUGUUCAAUAAUAUGAAACGUGUGAUCUGCUGUAUAUUUAAGUUGUGGAUAUUCCCACACAGCUGCUAAAAUGUAACAAUAGUCACAAAAGUCUCAAUACAGUUGAAAGAGAGGAUCCCUUAAAUGCCUGUGUACAUUUCUUACUGAAGUAUUUUAAACCAGAUUCAAUAUUUGAGAAGUGGUUUAAAAAAAUCUGUUGUUGUCAUGUUAAUAUCAGUGGUUGCAUUAACACAGGAUUGUGCGUUUUUUACUAAGAAAAAGAACCAAAAUACAGGAAAAAAUACUGCUUUAUAAACGCAGAGAUUCUGAGGUCUUUUUUUAAGAUUACAAAAGGCAAUGACCCACACUGGAACCACAACAAAAUAAUUACUCCUGUUUCUUUGAGCCAGUCAUCUCCUCUGUGAUAUUUGUGAUUAUGGAUCAUAAUAUUUACACACCCGUUGGUAGCAUUGCGAGACUUGGAGAGAAAGCGCCUAAUUGGCGCCUAAAGCGCUGAAAAUAAGAUGUCACACUCUAGCUAGCUUCCUCAAUAUGAGUAAAACAGAAAUCACUGAAAUCAACUGAUCAGAAUGCCAAGACCUUAUUUGUACCUUAUUUCAUCUCACUAAUCCCCCUAUUUUAUCCUGUUUCUGUUACAAGUGUCAUAAAAUUAUGAACAACAUACAUUUGUGUUAUUGUGAGUUGGCAUAGUACGCAGCAUUCCAUGGGUAAGUGCAACCACUGGUUCACAUACAUUAUCUUUGUAACUACAGUACAAAUUUGGUUUUCUUUGGUUUUCUUUUAUGAAAAGGGAUUUUAGCAACCAGUCUUAAUUGCAGUUCACCCAUGAAGCGCUGGUUUCCUUGUACGUAUGAUGACAGUAGGCGUGAAUUUAAGCUGAGAAAAUGUGACUUCACUCCUGCACCGUGGACAGGGUUGAUGCUGUAUACAAUGCACACAUUUUACUCAGGGAACAGUGCAGUUUAAGAAUUUCAGACAUACCUGAUAAAUUAUGUUGUCAUACCUACAAAAAUGCAUAAUGGUGACAAGUGGUUGAUUCAAAGGGUGAAAAUGGCCUUGAAAUGAAUUGUGUGAAUUAUGACAGUCAGUCCCCUCCACCUUAAAUUUCUUACUGAAUUUGUUUGCCUCCUUGACCACAAGUCAGUGGUGCAAUCAUACAAUAAAAUGUUUCCUUGAUUGUAUUAUUCUUCUACUUGUAAGGAGAAACCAGUGGGGAAAUGGCAGAAUAUAUCUCAAACGGGUUUAAGUCUUUCAUAGAAAGUGUGUGCCUUGUCCCACCCAAUCAUCAGUGACUGAGAAAUCUGGCACAUAGUGCUCCAGACAGACUGAUUGACAUCUUGCAUGCCUUGGUGUUGUGCAUGAGCUCUGUAAAUGCUGCAAAACUCUUCACAUGCGAUUCAUUCAGGAGUAACGAGUGGAAAUUGUGUGAUGGUUUCCUUUUGCAUGGAUCAUCUGUCUCUUCAGACCAAUCGAUUGCUUCAGGGCAAAGUAAACAGUGUUUGGCAUAGGAAUGAAAAUGAGUAGUACCAUGCUGAUCGAACAGGUUUGCUGAGAAUACUAUAUGUUCACUAUGUAAAUGUCACCAUCUGGAGGCGCAUGUCAGUAAUAACUGCCUCUUCAUAUUAAAUGAAAAUUUCGAGACCAUUGUCAAACCAAA
Anguilla anguilla (European eel) is the source of this 4534-nucleotide messenger RNA. Its product is annotated as calcium-binding mitochondrial carrier protein SCaMC-1-like. The record is from RefSeq and is a predicted model, not a curated record. Lineage: Eukaryota; Metazoa; Chordata; Actinopteri; Anguilliformes; Anguillidae. The transcript has 10 exons. Gene Ontology annotation, molecular function: calcium ion binding; ATP transmembrane transporter activity. Bases 342 to 1772 code for a protein of 476 amino acids. Gene Ontology annotation, biological process: transmembrane transport. Gene Ontology annotation, cellular component: mitochondrial inner membrane.